Rhea pennata is the source of this 4135-nucleotide messenger RNA. RefSeq names its product SERTA domain containing 4 (gene SERTAD4). NCBI's taxonomy places the organism in Eukaryota, Metazoa, Chordata, Aves, Rheiformes, Rheidae. The coding region runs from base 102 to 1148 and encodes 348 amino acids. The transcript is spliced from 4 exons. The record is from RefSeq and is a predicted model, not a curated record. Gene Ontology annotation, cellular component: nucleus.
GCCGCCCCCGCGGGCUCGCGGCGCCGGGCGCGCUGUGCCAGCGCGGCGCGGAGGAAAUGGGCAGCGAGUGAACGGGUCGGAGCCGGUGCCGGGCGCCCGCGAUGACCCUGGUGCUGCCCAUGCACCGGCUGGGCGCCCCCAUCGCCGCCGAGGGAGCCGCCGAGCUCGCCGCCUGCCGCGCCCUCUGGGAGCCGCCGUGCUGCGGCCGCCCCGCUCCCGGCCCCGCUCCCGGCCCCGCUCCCGGCCCCGCUCCCGCCGCAGCCGCCGCAGGAUCGCAUUACAGGGGAAUUUCAAAUCCUGCAACAACAUCCAAGAUCACAUACUUUAAAAGGAAAUAUGUGGAAGAAGAGGAUUUUCAGCCGCCGCUCAGCAGCUGCACACAUAAAACCAUCUCGGUGUUCGAGGAGAGGGCCCAUAUCCUUUACAUGUCUCUGGAAAAGCUGAAGUUCAUCGAUGACCCCGAAGUCUACCUGCGGAGAUCCGUCCUCAUAAACAACUUGAUGAAGAGGAUCCACGGAGAAAUCGUCAUGCAGAACAGCUGGUGCUUCUCCGCUUGCUCUUUCAGCGGCGCCUCGCCGCAGGAGUGGUUCGUGCCUCAAGACUGCCCCUACAGAAAACGGCUGCGGAUGGCCAAGGAGGAGUACGAGAAGUUUCACGCCUGCUGCUUCUAUCAAGAGUGCGGCAGUCACUACUUAAAUCUACCCUACUCUGUCAAUGCUAGCACGGAAAAUACUUCCUCCUCCUCCUCCUCUUCCUCCUCCUCCUCUUCCUCCCCCCCUGCCAUGUCUUUGCCAAGCUGUUCCCAGCAGGUGGAUUAUGACUUUGGCGGUGGCCCUGCGUACAGGAGCGACGACCAGAUACCCGCUAACGAAAUAUUCCUCACUAAUGCCGGGUCUCAUGGUGAUCAGGACAGGGCAAAGUUUAAUGAUGAGAAAGGAGGUAACGAGCCUAAGCGAGACAGUGUCGCCCUAAACUGUGAACCCGUAAGAGGCACCCAUGCCCUCGAAUGUAAAGGCAAAUGCUAUGAUUACUUUGAGACUGGAUGUAAUGACAAGAGCAACGUAAGUGAAUCUUGGAAAAAAUCCUUAAGGAAAAAGGAACCUUUACCAAGCAACAAAAUGUGCUGCAGCAAAGGAAGUAAAAUAUGAGGAGUCUUUCCUGCUCUGCCGAAGCAUGCGCAGCAUGGCCAUUUAUCUAUCAAAAUUUUAUUUUGAAUGGAUUUUUUUAUAGUUUUCUACAAGUGAUACAAUCAUGCCACAAACGUUACAUGUAGUUUUAAGUGACUGAAGAGCAGAUUGCACAAAGCGUCCCCGCGAUCUGCACCAGCGGGCUAUUUAUAAACGUGGAGACUUCGCGGAGAACACAGUUGCAUUACUGCCUCACGCUGCAGCGGCUCCAGCUAUAGUGCAGCUUUUGUUACCGAAAAUAUCGAUCAACCAGAUGGGGAAAACAUAUCGUUUUCUAUAUCCCUGCCCCCAAGAAGUCUGCCGUUAAUUAGGAAGAACCUCCAUUACGUUUACUGAGGCGCUGGAAGUCUGGUAAACAAAUUGAUGCUGCCAGCAAGGGUGAUGCGCUCCUCCGAACGCAGUGUUGGUUCUGACAAAAGACUGGCUGCCCGGACUGGGAGCGAGCCCUUGCCUUUCCUACUGAUGCUCUUCAAGUCCUGCGUUCGGCGUCUUCUUCAGCUGACAAAACGUGGACGUAGCGGAGGGAGAUACCUGCUUACGGGAUGUCAAUCAGAAACGCAACAUGCAGCUCAAGGACUCGCAUGUGUUCACCUCGGCUGUAGUAACUAAUGAGGCUUGUUGUUAUACAGGGCAGGUCUUUUUUGGUGCCUUACUUUUUGUCUUAAUUUUUGCCAGCGUGAAAAUUAAGUAUAAACCAGUGAUACAGCAGGGAUUUAACCUAAACAGAAAAAAGAAAAAAAAAAAAAAAAACACAACAGGGUGGAUCAAUAUUACUAGAAACCUUUAACCUUUGAAGUACUGAGUUCAACUUCCUAUUCAAACAUCUCUGUUCUUCCUUUUUGAUGCUCAAUUGCUUUUUGAUUUGCCAUCCUUAGGAAGGGAUUUAAGAAACAAUAGAGAGAUGUCUCUUGUAAACAAGCAUUGGGAUGCUUGAGCGUUUCUAUGGCAACUGGCUGUUGCUGGGGCUCUUUUUUUCUUCUUCGUAUAAUGAAGUUCAUGAACCAGUGGCAUGUUUUAUACUUUAUUCUGUUUCGCAUAAUUUCUCUCUUUUAGAUCGCAAAAGCAUGUGGGAGUUUUAUAUGACUUUUGCUGUUGAUUUAAAAAAAAAAAGAAAGCAAAAAGCACAAUGUUAAUCAAGAAUGUGGCGAUAAACAUGAUUUUAUCUGAAUGAAUGUAAGGGUUUUAAUUUUAAAAAAGAACAUUUUGGAGAAAUGAGCUGGGAUUUCAGUGGCUAAGGACAAAAUUUCGUCAUCCCUAGGUAGACAUACUUAGGUAUAGCAUCAUGUGCUGAGUACCAACACAUGGAAAAUCUGGUGUGAGCCCUAGAAGAGCAUCCAGGACAGAAAUCAGUGCCAGCCUUUAUGUGGUUGGGUAAAGCUGGGCCUGGCAGGUUUGUGAGGGUUAUCGUUGUGACAGCUGACGAAUAAAGAAAAUACAAAUCCCACCUGAUUUCUCCAAGACAGAAGCUUCUUUAUUAAUAAUAAUAAUAAUAAUAAUAAUAAUAUUAAAUAUAGAUCUCAUUCAUACAGUGUAUGAGUAGGAUCAUCAUUUAGACAUUUGUCCACAAGGACCAAUUUUUUAAAAAAACUGAUUUUUCUUGCAUUACACCCAGAUAGUCUAGUCACGUCUGCUCUUUUCCAAUAUUUGAUAAACAUUUGAUGUUUUAAGCUUAAAUAUUAGCUGCUUGUAUACUAAUGUGUUGUUGUAGUAAAGUGAAAUUUCCUUGAUAUAUAUAUUUAUUAAAAUGACCAAAAUUCAUUUUAAUUUUACAUCUCCAAUGGCUACUGGAUCCUUUUCCCCCAUGGUCCCCUCUCUUGCCCACGCAAAUACCAUUUGAUCGCGCUGCUCCAGAGGUGACGAGCUCACGCAGCGGUUGACCCCCAGGCUGGGUCCAGGAGAGCGCGCCGUCUCGGCAGGUCUUCAGGAGCCUUUGGGACAUGGCCUGGAGGUGCAUGGAGAAGGCACAGAUGUUGCUGCGGGCUGGCAGGAGCAGCCACCGAGGGUGUUGGGCCAAGUGUUUCCCAGGCCACACAUCAGUUUUGGGGUGCUGAGAGCUUUUUGGCCUUUAAGGGCUCCUAGAUCUGCAUGUAUAAGCCAUUGCAUGGUCUUCUGAGUUGAAAUUUGGAGCAGCUCAAGUGACCCAGCAUCCGAAAUGGGUCUGCGCUGGCCUCUGUAGCAGCUCUUUAGCUGCAGGGUCACCCUUGGGACAGCCUUCCCGAGUGUCGUCAGCACCUGGACGGGAAGAAACAUCAACUAGUCUGUGAAAGAGAGGCCUGAGGUCGAGGGGGCUUUUACGCCUUUCUCCAGACCCUGCUGCUACUGAGAGUCGUUGCCUCGGACUCAGCGGCCCACUAAGCUGUUCUGUUCGCUUCAGAACAGACUGAGGCAUUUAAUGCUAAAACAGGGAGCUGGAAACAACCCUGACCAAUUGGCAAAAAUACAGGAGAUCUUGUUCAAAAUUGUAACUUAGAUUAGGCUUAGUGGGUUUCACCAUUUAAUUUUCUUUGGCUUUACGGUGUGGGGAGGAUAAAGUGGAUAGACCCGUUCCUCACCACGUGCUGCAGUAUGUUAUCGCUACUAUCACAAACUUUCCAGAAGCGCUUCUUUCCCAGGAUCGUCCUAAUAUCGUUCAGCCUUAUGCAUAGCCCAUGCACAACUGUUAAAUGAACAUUCCUGAACUUGAUACUGGUCUGUCUGCAAGAAGUAGACGGAAGAGCUCAUCUCUGGAGAGACUGUUUCACUCCGUGUCACAACAUACUUUGCUCGUAGACCGCAGCAUUAUAAAGCACUGCGCUAGCACCAGCUGGCUAAUCCGCGCUUACACUGGUUCUACAGAGCACGGAAAAUGGAAGCAGAAAGAGGUGUUUCUGUUGUCAGGUCUAUUUUACAGUCGCUAAGAAUAAAAGAGUUGUUUUAUCUUCAGCAUCGCUUUUCACCAGAUGAUAUGU